AUGGAGCACAGACAGGUUUUAAAUAUCUCCAUUACAAUUCCUUCUUUUUGUAUGACUUACUGUCUUAGUUCCUUGCAGUAUUUUCCCGAGAGUAUAGGCACACCAAGGAAGAAUGAAAUCCUGCUCAUCGCUCCAACUGGGGAAGAGAGUAACAACAGGAAGCAAUUGGAGCAGUACCUGAAGUCACACCUGGCAAUCCUGCAGUAUCUGCGUUUGAUUGGGGGCACUGGUGAGACCCCAAGAAGAUCUGCAAGAAUCAGCGAGAUGGCCAAGGCAACUCCUCCUGAGAAGAAGCACCCAAAGAAGCGAGGCCAAAAAUCAUCUGGUUCAAAGAAAGAUGAAACGGGGACUAUUACUGAAGAAACUGAGGGUGAGAAUGAGGUUCAAAUGCAAGAUGCAGGAAUUGAAAAGGGUAAGGCAGACGAAGAAAAUUAUGGAAAUGCUAAGGGAUUCCAGCAAGCACUGGAAGUUAAAGAGAGAGAAAACGCUGGGGAAGCAGUAAAGGACAAAGCUGCUGAAGAAGCUGGUUCCAGUGAAGUGGCUGAAAAUAGAGCCAUAAGGUUGAAGACUUAG
This is a messenger RNA of Populus euphratica (Euphrates poplar), 573 nucleotides long. Its product is annotated as methyl-CpG-binding domain-containing protein 11-like. The record is from RefSeq and is a predicted model, not a curated record. The coding region runs from base 1 to 573 and encodes 190 amino acids. NCBI's taxonomy places the organism in Eukaryota, Viridiplantae, Streptophyta, Magnoliopsida, Malpighiales, Salicaceae. The transcript has 2 exons.